Messenger RNA from Vespa mandarinia (Asian giant hornet), 4179 nucleotides. Its product is annotated as growth factor receptor-bound protein 14. The record is from RefSeq and is a predicted model, not a curated record. NCBI's taxonomy places the organism in Eukaryota, Metazoa, Arthropoda, Insecta, Hymenoptera, Vespidae. Gene Ontology annotation, biological process: signal transduction.
UCGUUAUUGAGAACGAGAAAGAAAGAGGAAGAGAGAGAGAGAGAGAGAGGGUGUGUGUGUGAGAGAGAGAAAGAAAGGAGAGAAAAGGGCGGUUAGGAAUAUUUUCCUUCUCUCUCUGUCGUCCGUACUAGACAGCGUGCGCACGCAUGCGCGCCUCUUUCUUCCGUCGUACGACGCCAUAUUGCUGGCGGGCACGCGAAUGAAUUUCGCGCGCCCUUCCCCCCUCUCAAGGCUCACGUGUUCACUUAUAUCGUUCGAUGAUCUAAUAACGAGUAACAACCAACUAUGAACGAUGUUUCUACGAAUCGUCCAAUGUAAAAUCUUUCUCUGCGUAUAAAAGAACUAACAGUGUGUCUAUAUCUAUCCCUUUCGAUUUGAUGUGUAUUUUUUGCUAAUCCAUACAUCGUUGUGUUGUUUAUAUACUUAGUCAAGUCAGUGCGUCUCGUGAGUGUUCGUUUGUAUUCGUGUUCGUUCGUUAGCGUUCGUUCGUUCGUCGUUCGUCGUUCGUUUACGAACCGAUUCGGUCUUUUUCGCUUGAACAUCGCGUUUCUCUUUUGUUUUCGUUCUUUCGAAAAACAAAGUUUUUCCGCAAUCUGUGAUAUUCUUCGUAAUAUACAGUGGAGUGAUUGAUUGAUUGAGUGAGUGAGUGAGUGAGUAAGUGAGUGAGUGAAACGUCUAAAACUUGAUCAAUGACGAUAAUAAUAAUGAUACGUGCAUAAAAGAAAAAUGUUCGUCGUUGCGUCGUUGUCGUCGUUAUUAUUGUCAUCGUCGUCGUCGUCGUCGUCGUCGUCGUCGUUGUUGUUGUUUACAAACAGAUCGCUACGUGACACAUUAGGAGGGUGACCUUGGCAGAAAGAGAGAAAGAAAGAGUGAGAAGAAGAGGAAGAAGAAGAAGAAAAAAAAAGUGAAAGUCACGGACAAACGCGACGAGUUCCAUCGCGAUAUAAUAGACGCGUGCAAGGACAUGAGACAAUAAUUAAUAAUAGUAUUGAACGUUUAGUAUGUAAAUAAAAGUUUAGUCUUCGUUGAUACACGGAUGCUAGUAGAGAAGAAGGUCUUAUUUGAUUACGUUACGCCGUAAAACUAGCGUGAUUAGUUUUCUUUCUUUCUUUUGUUUUUUUCUUAUUUUUUUUUUCUUUUUUUUUUGCCUGUUUCUUUUUUUUGGUUUCUUUUUUCUUAGUGCUUUUUUCUUCGCCCCCCUCUCACCCUUCAAAUUGUCCAUGUAUGCGCUGCGAUCGAUGCACAUACGACGAAACAUUUUUUUUUUUUUAUACGUAACGAUAAAUCAAUUCUAUCGAUGAAAUAGAAAGGAAAAAAGGAUUUAUAUUAUAUAUAUAUAUAAAUAUAUAUAUAUAUAUAUAUCGUCAUAUCCUGUGUUCCUCGUUAAAAGGAUAACGCGAAUUUAUUUUUUUCUUCGUCAUGGAUUAUCGACUAUUGUCCGAUACCAACAACGGCAAUAACAACAACAACAACAACAACAACAACAACAACAAUUAUCCUACACAUCACCAUUGGUUUCCAAAGAUGUGUUCCUGUCUUGAUGGCGGAUCCACAAUAACCGGUGGACGAUCCGCCGCACGUGCGGGAAGUUACGAACGACUUGGUUCGGCACCUACGAUUUUCGAAAUCAGUAGCAUGAUGCAGAGAGCUCGAAGAAGAAUUGGCCAUUGCGAAGAGGAUGUUUUGGACAGUGAGAGACAGGAAGAGCUACGAUUCUAUAACGACGACCAAACGUGGACCGCCGUAGUGGUCGAAAAGAAUCUACGUACGAUCGACCUCUGUGAACUUCUUAAGGUCAAAAGAAACGUCUCUGGGAUUGCUUGGUCCAUCGUGGAAACCUGGCCUGAACUAGGAUUUGAACGUACAUUAGAGGACCACGAGGAUAUAUUAGCGGUUCAUAGAGAAAUGGAAAUGUUCGCGCCGCAUCACGAGAGAAAAUUCUACUUUCGUCAGGACUUUCUUAAAUAUGAGUUCUUCAUUAAUCCAAAGCAAUUCUUCCCAAUGGACAUGGUCGCCUUUCCGCACGACGAGGACAGAGGGACCUUCUCCGAAGUGGAAAGUGCCUUAAGGAAUUACCUGUCGCGCGAGGACGGCGAGUGCCCGCAGGUGUUCAGUUCGGUUUGGAUGAGGGACGAGCUCUUGAACACUUGGAGAAAAACUUAUAUGCUGUUACGAGAACGGAAACUCUACACGACGAAGAAGACUAACGGAACGUUCCCGAAACGGCCAUCGGAAAACGACCAACUAAACCCACUCGCUCAUCUAUCGGACUAUCAUAUAUACAGAAUUCCGAACGCAAGGAGGUGUUUCAACGCGCCCUUCGAGUGGGGCGCUUGUCUGAGGCCAAGAAGCAACGCUGAGGCCGAAGACACGGAGGGUGGGGAGCACGGGCUCAAGGUCAUCGCCUUCCACAGCGAAAAGGCACGGGCUUGUUGGCUUACAGCCAUGAGGCUCGCAAAGUACGGCAAACAGCUCAGGGAGAACUACAGGGCAUUUAAAAACAAGCAGUGCGAACAGUCGUCCGGUGGUAGCCCGAAGGAACAAUACAGCAGUUACAACGUCACCAACGAAUCGGUACGAUCCCGUGUUGCGAUGGACUUUACCGGUAGCGUCGGAAGGAUAGUAGAAGAUCCAAAGGAAGCAAAAGACAUAGCCGAGAGCGAAGGUAUAAUCUGGCGACGAAGAUGGAGGCCGUUCUCGCGUACACCAUCAGGCUGUGCGAUGGUAAGGCUCCAUGGUCUCGAUGGUGGUAUACACGUUCUCCAACCUUGGUUUCACGGUGGCCUCAAGAGAGAAAUAGCGGCUGCCAUUAUCAGGGAUCACGGCUCGGUCGACGGAGUCUUCCUGGUUAGAGAGAGCAAAAGCAAUCCGGGGGCCUACGUUUUGACUUACAAGUAUAGCGACAAGGUCUUUCAUGCUCAAAUCCAACCGGUAUUCGACGAGAGACGCAACUGUUGGCUCUAUACUCUCGACAAGGGUGCAACAAAGUUUUACGAUCUUCUCCAGCUGAUCGAGUUCUAUCAACUGAACGCGGGCUCUUUGCCGACUCGUCUUACCCAUUACGUACAAAAUGGCGUCCCGGCGCCAAUUCCUAGGCCCGAGGACGGCGGUGCUUCACCGUCGCCGCCCGAAGCCAAUCAAAGAUUCAGUGGCAAGCCAGAUCCGUCCUCGGGCAUUUGAGUAUAGGAGAACCAGCGACCCGGUGCCGCUAACGUCGAACGUGUUACAAGCAAUAGAAUUCGUUCUAAUAACAUCGAUGAGAAUGUUAACAACGACGAGAACGUUCUCGUUAAUAACAACAGCAACAUUAGAAAUAAUAAUAAUAAUAAUAACAACAACAACAACAACAACAACAAUGACAGUAUCGAUGUAAACGUCGUCCUACCAUCACAGGAUUCAAGACGUACAACAACAACGACCAUACAACAUAAUGGCCCUAGUACUACUGCUAUCGUUGCUGUCGUUGAUGUCGUCGAGAAUCAUCGGCUCGAACGACGUCAACGUUAUAAAAUUAACGAAGAGGACGUAUACAAAUUGAAUGCUUACUUUCGACGACAACAACAAGAACAACAAGAACAACAAGAACAACAACAACAACAACAACGUUCGACUCCGCGAUCGGGUUGCUGGAAUCUCUGCCUUUGCAGUUACAAGUGGGACUUGUAGCUUCUAUUCCCAACGAAAUAAACAUUACAGGAUCUUGAACACCUCGUCCUCGUGUUUUUAUUCUUUUUUUUUUUAUUUUUUUUUUUUUUUUUAAUUCUUUUUUUUUUGCUGCUCUCAUCCCAGAGACGAUGCGUCCAUUCGACGCCCUCUCUCUCAUUAAAGAAGAUGAAGAAGAUGAUGAUGAAGAUGAUGAAGAUGAUGAAGAUAAAGAAGAUGAUGAAGAAAAUAAAGGAAGAUGAUGAAGAAGAAAAGAGAGGCAUUUUUAAUAGAGGCUCUAUACUAACUUUCUCAAUCGAGUUUGCCGUUGCUAAUGCUCCUGUUGCUGAUGAUGAUGAUGAUGAUGAUGAUGAUGAUGAUGAUGAUGAUGAUGAUAAUGAUGAUGAUGAUGAUUAUAAUUAUGAUUAUGAUUAUCAUGUCGUCGUCGUCGUAGUCUUUGGGGAAAACAAAUUUAAGCCGUGUUAACGGACGUGAUAACUCGAUGUUAUUAUUAUAUCGAUCUUUCGACCCUCCGUC